Molecule: messenger RNA, 1795 nt
Organism: Pararge aegeria (speckled wood butterfly)
Lineage: Eukaryota; Metazoa; Arthropoda; Insecta; Lepidoptera; Nymphalidae
Gene: CSN5
Product: COP9 signalosome complex subunit 5
Exons: 6
Coding region: 118-1164 (348 amino acids)
Biological process (GO): protein deneddylation
Cellular component (GO): COP9 signalosome; cytoplasm
Molecular function (GO): deNEDDylase activity; metallopeptidase activity; protein binding
Source: RefSeq, a predicted model, not a curated record
GUCUGUGGUGCACAGACUGGAAUUCACCAUUUGUAUUUUGUAAAUGAAUAUUUUUGUUGCUUGCAAAAUUCGAGAAUACAAUAUUUAUGAGUUCACAUUGAAAGCAGAAUAUUUAUAAUGGCUUCAACAAGUACAGAUUCGCAGUCCACGAUCGCACAGAAAACAUGGGUAAUGGCAAACAAUAUAGAAACAUUAGCGAGUGUGGAUGAUAUUUAUCGUUACGAUAAGAAACAACAACAAGACAUCUUAGCGGCUAAACCAUGGGAAAAGGAUCCACAUUUCUUCAAAGACAUCAAAAUUUCAGCCCUGGCCUUGUUGAAAAUGGUUAUGCAUGCAAGAUCUGGAGGUACCUUGGAAGUUAUGGGCCUAUUAUUGGGCAAGGUGGAUGCAAACACAAUGCUUGUAAUGGACUCAUUCGCUCUGCCAGUUGAGGGCACAGAAACCAGAGUGAAUGCGCAGGCCCAGGCCUAUGAGUACAUGACAGCUUAUAUAGAGGCUGCUAAACAGGUUGGCAGACACGAGAACGCCAUUGGCUGGUACCACAGUCACCCAGGGUAUGGCUGCUGGCUGUCAGGCAUCGAUGUGUCCACUCAGAUGCUCAACCAGAAUUUCCAGGAGCCUUUUGUGGCUAUUGUCAUAGAUCCAGUCAGAACUAUCUCUGCCGGGAAAGUGUGUUUGGGCGCUUUUAGGACCUAUCCUAAGGGCUACAAACCAGCCAACGAAGAGCCCUCAGAAUACCAAACUAUACCAUUAAACAAGAUAGAAGACUUCGGAGUACACUGCAAGCAAUACUACUCUCUGGAGGUCUCAUACUUCAAGUCCUCUCUAGACCGGAGGCUGUUAGACUCCCUGUGGAACAAGUACUGGGUCAAUACAUUGUCUAGCUCCAGUCUGAUCACCAACGCAGACUACACCACGGGUCAGAUAUUCGAUCUGUCAGACAAGUUGGAGCAGAGCGAGGUGUGCUUAGGGCGCGGCGGCUUCAUCGUAGCCGGUACGGAUCAUCACGAGAAACGCACAGAGGACAAACUGGGCAAGGCGACGAAAGACGCAUGCAAGACCACUAUAGAAGUGAUCCACGGACUGAUGGCUCAGAUGAUCAAAGAUAGGCUUUUCAACAGCGUCAGCGGUAGGCCUUCUGCGUGCGCGCCCAUGAUCGAGUGAUCCCCAUGAUUUAGCAGGGAACAUAAAUAUUCAACAUCCCCACGCAGCGCCACGCGUGUUGGAUCAAAUCUAAUUUUAGUAUUAAUCAUUAUCAAAUGACGGCAUGCGCUAAUAAUUGAACAUAACAAAAUGUGAAAAAAAUGUAGGUUGGACAAAGCUGUAAAUGCCAGUUUUAAAUGUAAAAUCUGAUUCACUUAAACAAUACGCCUUGCCUGUGUAGCAUAUGGGACAUUCGCUCGCUUGCUCGUUUCACUUUAUGACAGUUAUCUCCCCGUAGGUCAAGCUUAAUGAAACCAAAAUUGCUAUGAAACCAAUUAUUAUUGAAAUAAUGAAAUCAUUCAAAUUGGUCCAAUCAAUGCGUGAACACCGACGAACAAUUCUUACACCUAUAAAGGGGUGAUUAUUGAACUUUUUUUUAACGUAUAACUAGGGUCGCGUGGCGUGUGGGGUAUUGAAAAUGUAAUUAUAACACUCAAAUUGCAGAAAUCCCAUAGUUUAAUUGUUAAUUACUUAUUUGUAUCCAAACGAACUAUUUUCAAAGUGUUUGGUUUUUGUAUAAACCAUAUCUGAUGUAUCAACACGACCACCUUUAAAAUGUCAUAAAAGAAUAAAUAAUAAAAAAAAAAUUGUG